Molecule: messenger RNA, 3162 nt
Organism: Corylus avellana
Lineage: Eukaryota; Viridiplantae; Streptophyta; Magnoliopsida; Fagales; Betulaceae
Source: RefSeq, a predicted model, not a curated record
AAUUUUUUCUAGUAAGCACUAGUCUUGCAUACACAAAGGAUACCUUCUUCCAUGGCGGCUAUUCACGGAGCCUCUUUCUCUUCCUCCUCUUCUUCCACUUCUCGACGGGCUUAUGAUGUAUUCUUGAGUUUUAGAGGCGAAGAUACUCGCAAAAAUUUUACUGGUCAUCUAUACACAGCUUUGCGUCGAAACGGAAUCAACACCUUCAUGGACAACAAUCUUAGAACUGGAGAAGAAAUUUCCCUAACACUUCUCAAAACCAUUGAAGAGUCUAAGAUUUCAAUCAUUGUACUCUCUAAAAACUACUCAUCAUCCCAAUGGUGCUUGGAUGAGCUAAUGAAGAUUCUCGAGUGUAGAAAAACAAUGGGGCAAAAUGUUCUUCCGUUGUUCUACGGUGUAGAUCCGUCGGAAGUACGAAAUCAAACCAAUAGUAUUGGAGAAGCAUUCGUUAAACUUGAAAAAAGGUUCAAGGACAACAAAAUGAAGGUGAAUGGAUGGAAGACAGCCCUAAGAGAUGUGGCUAAUUUGUCGGGGAUGCCUCUAGGGAACAGGAAUGAACCUGAUUUUAUUCACGAAGUCAUUGAAAAAGUGAAUUCCAUAUUAGUAAAAAAGACAUAUUUCCAAGUUGCCCAAUAUCCAGUUGGAAUAGAGUCCCGUGUGCAAGAUGUGAAGUUGCUUUUAGAUAUGGAGAAGAAUGAUAGUACAUGCAUGGUAGGUAUCUUUGGAAUUGGCGGAAUUGGUAAAACAACUAUUGCUAAAGCCAUCUACAAUUUAAUUGCUUCUCAGUUUGAAGGUAGUUGUUUUCUUGAAAACAUUAGAGAAACUUCCAGCCAAAAGGGUCUGAUCCAUUUGCAAAAUAAACUUCUUUCUAAGAUCCUAGGAGGUUCAAGUCUAAUGGUUGACAAUGUUGAUCAAGGAAUUUCUUUGAUAGAGCAAAGGCUUCACAAUUUAAGGGUACUUCUAGUUCUUGAUGAUGUGGAUCACUUAGUCCAAUUAGAAAAGCUAGCUGGAAAAGGUGAUUGGUUUGGUUUAGGAAGUAGAAUCAUCGUAACAACAAGAGAUAAACAUUUACUUGUUGCACAUGGAGUUGAUUCAACAUACCAAGUGAAUGAGUUGAAUCAUAAUGAAGCUCUUCAGCUUUUUAGUUGGCAUGCCUUCAAAAGUGACGAAUCUAGCGAAAAUUUUAUGGAACUAACAGAAGAUGCAAUAUGUUAUAGUGGAGGAUUGCCACUAGCUUUAACAGUGCUAGGCUCAGCUCUAAAAGGUAGAGAUAUACUUUAUUGGAAAAUUAAAUUGGACGAGUACAAAAGAAUUCCUCACGGUGAUAUCCAAAAAAAACUUAGAAUAAGUUUUGAUGGAUUGGAUGAAAAUGCGAAGAAUAUUUUCCUUGACAUUGCGUGUUUCUUCAAAGAAGAAAAUGUAGAAUAUGUUACAAAAAUACUAGAUUGUUGUGGUUACUACUCAUAUAGUGGCAUUGAAGAGCUAAAGGAUAAGUGUCUCAUAACUCAGUCUUAUAGAUCAUUGGAGAUGCAUGAUUUACUGCAAGAAAUGGGUAGAGAAAUUGUUCGACAAGAAUCACCCAAAGAACCUGGUCAGCGUAGUAGACUAUGGUUUCAUGAAGAUGUUCGUCACGUCCUUGAAGGAAAUACGGGAACAAACAAAGUUGAGGGCAUAUUGAUAGAUUUGCCUAAACAAGAUCUCAUACGCUUGAGUCCCGAAGCUUUUGAGAAGAUGAAAAUGCUUAGAAUGCUUAUAAAUCGUGGUGCACACUUUUUUGAAGAGCCUAAUUUUCUCUCUAACGAGUUAAGAUUGCUUGAUUGGCCCGAAUAUUAUGGAGAAUCUUUGCCAUCUAAUUUUUGUGGACAGAACCUUAGUGUUUUAAGAAUGCCUUAUAGUCACCUCAAGGAAUUGGAGGCAGUCCAGCAUUUCCAAAACUUGACAUUUAUGGAUUUCUCUUAUUGUAAAUUCCUUAAAACAAUCCCGGAUGUUUCAAGGAUUCCAAAUUUAGAGAAGUUGUAUCUUAUUGGUUGCAAAAAUUUACUUGAGGUUCAUCAUUCUGUUGGAUUCCUUAAUAAGCUCAUUGAUUUGUGUCUUAUUGACUGCUCUAAUCUUAGGAGUUUUCCUAGAAGACUCAAGUUGAGAUCUCUAGAGUAUCUUCUUCUAUAUGGUUGCUCAAAGCUUAAGAACUUUCCUAAAAUUGAGUGUCAAAUGGAAUGUUUAAAGUUAAUGGACUUUAAAUAUACCAGAAUUGAGGAUCUGCCUUCACCCAUUGGGUACCUUGUUGGGGUUAAAAAAUUAUACCUAGAUGGUUGCACAAACCUUAAGAAUCUUCCAGAUAAUAUUCAGGUGUUGCAACAUUUAGAGUAUCUUUCUCUCAAUGGUUGUACUGGUAUAAAAGAACUACCUUCAUCCACUGUGUACCUCGUUAGGAUUAAAGGAUUAUAUCUGGAAGGUUGCACAAACCUCAUGAAUCUCCCAAAUGGCAUUUAUCGAUUGCAACAUUUGCAGGACCUUACUUUGAAUAAUUGCAAGCAACUUCGAGAAAUUCUAGAACUUCCACCACAUGUAAAAUAUGUGAACGCCAUGGGGUGCGUGUCAUUGGAUAUAUUUUUAGAAGAACAUAGAAGAUCAUCGUUGAGUCUUGGAAAAAAUGUCCUAACAGAAUCAGUUACCUCCAUUCCACGUUAUUGUCCUUUCAACAGUUUGGAAUAUCUAAAUUUAUCAAGUACUGCUAUUGUUAGCCUUCCUACCUGGUUCAAGAGAUUUGUUGGAUUGAAGCAACUACACUUGGAAGAUUGCAAGCAACUUCGAGAAAUUCCAGAACUUCCACCAAAUAUAAAAUUUGUCCAAUUGCCGUGAACUGCGUCAGAAUAUAGGGAAUGAUGUGCAAAUUCGAUUAUUGAGUGAGGGUCAUCCUAAGGAGCGUCGAUUUGUCUGAAUAUUUCCAUGAAAUAAGAUUUCAGUUUGGUUCAACAUGAUUGUAAAGAUGUUUCAAAUAGUAAUUGUUGUGAAAUAGAUAGUAAUUGUAAAGAUGUUUUGGAUAGUAAUUUGGAACCAGAAGAGAAUACUAGAUUUGCUUUCUCUGUUGUUAUUGGAACAAAAGAUGUACAAGAUGGGGAUUCUUUUUGAAUUCUAGCUUGUUGAAGUCAUCUAUGAUCGUCA